Molecule: messenger RNA, 2835 nt
Organism: Sander lucioperca (pikeperch)
Lineage: Eukaryota; Metazoa; Chordata; Actinopteri; Perciformes; Percidae
Product: sortilin-like
Exons: 20
Coding region: 115-2547 (810 amino acids)
Biological process (GO): endocytosis; Golgi to endosome transport; vesicle organization
Cellular component (GO): membrane; Golgi apparatus
Molecular function (GO): protein binding
Source: RefSeq, a predicted model, not a curated record
GGUGGAUGGGCCGUUAUUGAAGAUGCAUUUGGUGAUGAGGGGGGCAUGUGAAGCCAAGUGUUGGGACAGAAAAGCUUCUCGCUGAGUCCAAAGUUGUGCAGUCUUUUUGUAAACAUGAUCUCCGUAUCUUGCAUUUUGGCGCUCGGGUUGUUUUCGUCUGCGGUGGGCACGGACUUCUACGAGGGAGAAGACUUCUCAGAUUUGAAGAGGCUGCAGAGGGAGUUUGGCAGUUACGAGGAGCGACAUAGUUUAGUAAAGUCGGAGCUCUCGAAACGCAGCGCAGGACUGAAUGAACAGACAUGUACACCUCUGCCUGGAGUAGAGUCAACCCUGCAAAACAGCACCCAUUCUUUCACCUUCAAAGUAAGGACCAUGGGUUCACUGUCACUGGCCUGGGUGGGAGAUGGAUCCGGGGUGCUGCUGGUAUUGACAACAUUUCAGGUGCCGUCGUUCAUGAUGCGUUUUGGCCAGUCUAACCUCUACAGGAGUGAAGACUAUGGCAAGACGUUUAAAGAUGUGACUCACCUGAUCAACCACACCUUCAUCCAGAGUGAGUUUGGCAUCGCCAUCAGUCCCGACCACUCUGGCAAGGUGAUGCUCACUGCUGAUGUGUCAGAAAUCAGGAGGUUUAAACUGUUUCGCUCGCAGGACUUUGGCAUGACCUUUGUUCCAACCGACCUGCCGUUUGAGCCCCUCAUUCAGAUGCUGUACAACCCUGGAGACUGCAAAGUACUGCUGACGCUCAGUAUCACGUUGGACCUGUGGCUGACUGAGGACUUUGGUGCCACCUGGAGGAAGAUCCAUGACAAUGUUUGUUUGGUCAGAUGGGGUCCAAAAGACAGUAUCUACUUCACAACAAACUACAAUGGCUCAUGCAAUGAUAAAGGAAUGUUGGAGUUAAGGAAGACAGCAGACUAUGGUCGAAGUUUCCAGACCAUCGCAACAAGAGUUUACUCCUUUGUACUGGGAGGGCGCUUUGUUUUUGCCUCCAUCAUGACUGGCACGGGUACAGAGCGUGUGAUCCACGUGUCAGUGGACGGAGGUGAGGUGUGGAACAUAGCUCAGCUUCCUCCAGUCAACCACGAGCAGUUCUACUCCAUAUUGGCAGCCAAUCAGGACAUGAUAUUCAUGCACGUGGACAACCCUGGAGACUCCGGUGCUGGAACCAUCUAUGUGUCAGAUGACAGAGGAGCCGUGUUCUCCAAGUCUCUGGAGCGCCAUCUUUACACGACCACAGGAAGCGACACUGACUUCACUGCCAUUACUUCACUCAGAGGUGUCUACAUGACCAGCGUACUCACACAGGAUGGUGCAGCGGAGACAGUGAUCACCUUUGACCAAGGAGCAAAAUGGCAGACGCUGCACAGACCACAGAACAGCCACUGUGACACUGAGACCUCUACCAACAGGCCUAACAGAUGCAGACUUCACAUUCACGCCUCCUACAGCACCACCAUGAAGAUGAACGUCCCCAUGCUGCCUCUUUCACAGCCCAGUGCUGUGGGCCUCAUUCUGGCUCAUGGUAGCGUCGGAGACGCAGAGUCAGCUCUGUCCCCUGAUGUGUACGUGUCUGAUGACGGGGGCUACUCGUGGCUGUUGGCUCUCAGGGGCCCCCAUCAUUAUACUAUACUGGACUCUGGUGGGCUGCUGGUGGCUGCGGAGCACACCAACUCACCUGUCAACCAGAUCAAGUUUUCAACAGAUGAGGGGCAGUGCUGGCAUACAUAUAACUUCACCGACGACCCCCUUCACUUAAGCGGUAUGGACAGUGAGCCCGGCUCUCGCUCCAUGAACAUCAGCUUGUGGGGCUACAGGAACGACUUCAGUAAAUGGGUUGUGAUCACCAUAGACUUCAGGAAGCUCCUCACCAGAGACUGUACUGAAGGGGACUAUGUACAGUGGCUGUCUCACUCUGCAGACCCCAGUGGAACUAAUGAUGGCUGUGUGCUGGGCUAUAAAGAGACCUUCUUACGCCUGAGGAAAGACUCUGUCUGCUGGAACGGGAGGGACUUUGCUGUCACCAAGAAGCUGUCCCCCUGUCUAUGUACAGUUGAUGAUUAUCACUGUGACUUUGGAUAUUACCGGCCAGAGAAUAGCUCAGAGUGUGUGGAGCAGAAGGAGAUGAAGGGUCAUCCUCUGGAGUUCUGUUUAAAUGGGACCACCGAACAGCUACAGACCAGCGGCUACCGGAAGAUUCCAGGAGACCAGUGCGAGGGAGGUUUUCAGCCAGACAGGAAGGAGACAGACCUGAGGCGGAUGUGCACCAGCAACGCCCUUCAUCCAAAUUCUCUGACUGAAAACAGUUCACCGAACACGGCUGUCAUAGUGAUGGUUGUCAUAGCGAUCCUUCUGACGAGCGCUGUUGCAGGCGUUUGGCUGGUAAAGAAAUAUGUCUGCGGAGGACGGUUCCUUGUGCACCGAUACUCUGUUAUGAGGGAACACGUUGAGGCUGUUAAAAUAGAAGGAGUCGAUGAUCUUGACCCUCACUACAUGGAGACAGGAAAAGCACAGUACAACGAAGACUCAGAUCAGGACCUCUUAGAAUAAGUUGGACAUUUCUCCUCAUCAAAGGCUCAUCAAGCCCAAAUUUAACGGUCUUUCACGAUGCCUGGGCACUCCUGUUGCUCCCACAUGCCGAUUAACAUCUGCUUCUCUCUUCUUGCUAUCCCCUGGUGGCUGGAGGACUCAGCAGCAACUUACAUUGCUUCAUGUACCAGUUGAGUCUACCACAAAAAGGCGAACCGGCGGUUUUGGGAGGGGGACAAACCCAGCGCAGAACAGAAGAAAGUCUCUGGGGUUCCUGGAGAGCUUUUGUUGUUUCUGUCACAAAGAGUU